UCUCGUCUGCCCGAGUUGAAGGACAUGUCCUUUAGGGAGAGCAGAAAAGCGAGCGGCCCAGGGGAUAUAACUCCAGUCGCUCUAGAGCUGGGAAGUCGUCUGCUGCUCACUCUCGUCAGAACUUGAAAUCAAACAAACAAUCGAAAUGGCUUUGGCUGAUAACGACAAGAAAGCUCUGGAAAGCUCAUGGAAGAAACUGGUCGGGUCUGGUGCCGAUGGCAAACAGAACGCUGGAAUCAACCUGGUACUCUGGAUGUUCGAGAACGUUCCCAACAUGCGCGACAAAUUCUCCAAGUUCAACGCCAACCAGCCUGAUGCCGCCCUGAAGGGUGACGCCGAGUUUCUCAAACAGGUGCAGACGAUCGUGGGCGUCCUUGACACCCUGAUUGGCCAGGUCAACAACCCCGGUCAGUGCACGGCCACCAUGGAGAAACUGGCCAAACAGCACAUCAACAUGACCCCCAGCAUUGGACUCGAGUAUUUUGGACCACUGCAACAGAACAUCCACCUGUUCCUUGAGAAGAGCCUUGGUGUUGGCUCCGGAAGUGACGAAGUCAAGGCUUGGACAAACUUCCUCGGUGCCUUCAACGACAUCUUGAAGAAAGCAUAAGGUGGAUUCUGGAGCAUACUGCAACAUUCUGUUCUCAUCGCUUAUCCGAUUCUGUAUUUUGGGGUAGAUGUCUAGUUUUGGGAUCAUGUCUAUGGAAAAACGAACCAGUAAAAGUAUUUGUGUUUCGGAAAUUUUAGUUUUAUUGAAAGGGAAAUAACUUCAUGUUAAUUAUAAGGGAGAAAACUCAAGGGAGAAAACUCAACUCGUGAUCACUCAAAAUGUUGUUAAAUGUAUUGUUGCAUAUAUGUUGCUUAUGAUAAAUGUAUUGUUGCUGUUUUGUUGGUUUCAAGAGGCUAGGCUAAAUAUAGCAGCCUAGGUGGACAAUGGCCAUCUAUUUUUAACUGCUGAUGUCAGCGUUUCAUUAGUGCAUAAUACAACUAAACGUUAAUUAAAAUUUGAUUCGUUUUAAUCAUGUUGUAUUUUGGAUAUUUAAUUUAUAAAUGAAAUGUUUUUAUAUAAUAAGAUUUUAAAAAACACUCAAAUCGAUAUCAUUAAUAAAAUCGAUUACGCUGUAACGUAGCCAAGGAAUAACGACAAGAAUACAUUUAUAAAUCAGAAUUAUUAACCAUACUCGUAGAUGCACUGAUCGCACGUCACCGGAACGAUACCGCGAUAUUCGAAUACCUCCACGGUAAGGGUAGCGCGGCGACCGGUGAGUGCCGGUCAGGGCUAGUGAUGCCGGCUUCAUAGGCCUUCUGUUGGUACCCAGUCUUUUAUUGUUAUAUUUUUAUUGGACAUUUCCUAGUGCCUGUCAAGAAAAUAAAGUCUUCUUUUUACACACCA
Physella acuta is the source of this 1393-nucleotide messenger RNA. Its product is annotated as globin. The record is from RefSeq and is a predicted model, not a curated record. Gene Ontology annotation, molecular function: heme binding; oxygen binding. Lineage: Eukaryota; Metazoa; Mollusca; Gastropoda; Physidae.